This is a messenger RNA of Olea europaea var. sylvestris, 630 nucleotides long. RefSeq lists its product as uncharacterized. Bases 1 to 630 code for a protein of 209 amino acids. The record is from RefSeq and is a predicted model, not a curated record. Lineage: Eukaryota; Viridiplantae; Streptophyta; Magnoliopsida; Lamiales; Oleaceae. The transcript has 2 exons.
AUGGCGUUAGCUACUAAUCAAAUUAAUUCAUCAUCAUCAACAAGCAAUUCCACCGCAGUUGAUGAUGUCUCCAGUCCAUAUUAUCUCCAUCAUUCUGAUAAUCUGGGACUUGUGCUUGUGUCACAACUUCUUACUGUGUCGAAAGAGAUCUCUGCAAGUGUGAUUUAUUCUAAAUCUGCCCACGAUAUAUGGAUCGAUUUGAAGGAAAGGUUUCAACAGAGGAAUGGGCCUCGCAUAUUCCAACUAAGGCGUGAGUUGAUGAACCUCACUCAGGUGCAAUUAUCUGUUGGUGUGUUUUUCACUAAAUUGAAAACAAUUUGGGAGGAAUUAAGCAACUAUAGACCAAUAUGUUCUUGUGGAAAGUGUUCUUGCGAUGGAAAUAAGAAGCUCUCAGAACAUUAUCAGAUGGAGUAUGUCAUGAGUUUCUUGAUGGGGUUGAAUGAUACAUUUGCACAAGUUAAGGGUCAGCUACUGUUUAUGGACCCAAUGACUUCCAUUAACAAGAUAUUUUCCCUUGUAUCUCAAGAAAAGCACCAGCGCAAUAUAAGUAUCAAUGCUGGUAUCUCGAACACUGGAGACUCAAUUGCUUUCUAUGCUAAAAUUGAUCCAAAGAAAGGCAGCUCAGGAUAA